AGGCUGUCAAGAUAGCUCAGUGGGCAAAAGUGCUUGCCACCAAGUCUGAUGACCUGGGUUUGAUUCGUCCUGGACCUUCAUGGUGGAGAGAGCUAUUUGACUCUUAAUAAUCAUGGGCCAGACUGGGAAGAAAUCUGAGAAGGGACCGGUUUGUUGGCGGAAGCGUGUAAAAUCAGAGUACAUGAGACUGAGACAGCUCAAGAGGUUCAGAAGAGCUGACGAAGUAAAGACUAUGUUUAGUUCCAAUCGUCAGAAAAUUUUGGAAAGAACUGAAACCUUAAACCAAGAAUGGAAGCAGCGAAGGAUACAGCCUGUGCACAUCAUGACUUCUGUGAGCUCAUUGCGCGGGACUAGGGAGUGUUCAGUGACCAGUGACUUGGAUUUUCCAGCACAAGUCAUCCCGUUAAAGACCCUGAAUGCAGUUGCAUCGGUGCCCAUAAUGUAUUCUUGGUCUCCCUUACAACAGAAUUUUAUGGUGGAAGAUGAAACUGUUUUACAUAACAUUCCUUAUAUGGGGGAUGAAGUUCUGGAUCAGGAUGGCACUUUCAUUGAAGAACUAAUAAAGAAUUAUGAUGGAAAAGUGCAUGGAGACAGAGAAUGUGGAUUUAUAAAUGAUGAAAUUUUUGUGGAGUUGGUCAAUGCUCUUGGUCAGUAUAAUGACGAUGACGACGACGACGAUGGAGAUGAUCCCGAGGAAAGAGAAGGAAAGCAGAAAGACUUAGAGGAUGCUCAAGAUGAUAAAGAAACUUGCCCACCUCGGAAAUUUCCUGCUGAUAAAAUAUUUGAAGCCAUUUCCUCAAUGUUUCCAGAUAAGGGUACAGCAGAAGAACUGAAAGAAAAAUAUAAAGAACUCACGGAGCAGCAGCUCCCAGGUGCUCUUCCUCCUGAAUGUACCCCAAACAUCGACGGACCAAAUGCCAAAUCUGUUCAGAGGGAGCAAAGCUUACAUUCAUUUCAUACACUCUUCUGUCGUCGAUGUUUCAAGUAUGACUGCUUCCUACAUCCCUUCCAUGCAACACCCAACACAUAUAAGAGGAAGAACACAGAAACAGCUCUGGACAACAAGCCUUGUGGACCACAGUGUUAUCAGCAUCUGGAGGGAGCUAAGGAGUUUGCUGCUGCCCUUACUGCUGAGCGGAUAAAAACACCACCUAAACGCCCAGGGGGCCGCAGAAGAGGAAGACUUCCGAACAACAGUAGCAGACCCAGCACCCCCACCAUCAGUGUGCUGGAGUCAAAGGAUACAGACAGUGACAGAGAAGCAGGGACUGAAACUGGGGGAGAGAACAACGAUAAAGAAGAAGAGGAGAAAAAGGAUGAGACUUCCAGCUCCUCUGAAGCAAAUUCUCGGUGUCAAACACCAAUAAAGAUGAAGCCAAAUACCGAACCUCCUGAGAACGUGGAGUGGAGUGGUGCUGAAGCCUCCAUGUUUAGAGUCCUUAUUGGUACUUACUACGAUAACUUCUGUGCCAUUGCGAGGCUAAUUGGGACCAAAACAUGUAGACAGGUGUAUGAGUUUAGAGUCAAAGAGUCCAGUAUCAUAGCGCCUGUUCCCACUGAGGAUGUGGACACUCCUCCGAGAAAGAAGAAAAGAAAACAUCGGUUGUGGGCUGCACACUGCAGAAAGAUACAACUGAAAAAGGACGGCUCCUCUAACCAUGUUUACAACUAUCAACCCUGUGACCAUCCACGGCAGCCUUGUGACAGUUCGUGCCCUUGUGUGAUAGCACAAAAUUUUUGUGAAAAGUUUUGUCAAUGUAGUUCAGAGUGUCAAAACCGCUUUCCUGGAUGCCGGUGCAAAGCACAAUGCAACACCAAGCAGUGUCCAUGCUACUUGGCUGUCCGAGAGUGUGACCCUGACCUCUGUCUCACGUGUGGAGCUGCUGACCAUUGGGACAGUAAAAAUGUGUCCUGCAAGAACUGUAGCAUUCAGCGGGGCUCUAAAAAGCACUUACUGCUGGCACCGUCGGACGUGGCAGGCUGGGGCAUCUUUAUCAAAGAUCCUGUACAGAAAAAUGAAUUCAUCUCAGAAUACUGUGGAGAGAUCAUUUCUCAGGAUGAAGCAGACAGAAGAGGGAAAGUGUAUGACAAAUACAUGUGCAGCUUUCUGUUCAACUUGAACAAUGAUUUUGUGGUGGAUGCAACCCGCAAGGGCAACAAAAUUCGUUUUGCUAAUCAUUCAGUAAAUCCAAACUGCUAUGCAAAAGUUAUGAUGGUUAAUGGUGACCACAGAAUAGGCAUUUUUGCUAAGAGGGCUAUCCAGACUGGUGAAGAGUUGUUUUUUGAUUACAGAUACAGCCAAGCUGAUGCCCUGAAGUAUGUGGGCAUCGAACGAGAAAUGGAGAUCCCUUGACAUCUACUACCUCUUCCCCUCCUCUCUGAAACAGCUGCCUUAGCUUCAGGAACCUUGAGUACUGUGGGCAAUUUAGGAAAAGGAAAUGCAGUUUGAAAUUCUGAAUUUGCAAAGUACUGUAACAGUAAUUUAUAGUAAUGAGUUUUUAAAUCAACUUUUUAUUGCCUUCUCACCAGCUGCAAAGUGUUUUGUACCAGUGAAUUUUUGCAAUAAUGCAGUAUGGUACAUUUUUCAAAUUUGAAUAAAGAAUACUUGAACUUGUUGUUGA
Molecule: messenger RNA, 2621 nt
Organism: Grammomys surdaster
Lineage: Eukaryota; Metazoa; Chordata; Mammalia; Rodentia; Muridae
Gene: Ezh2
Product: enhancer of zeste 2 polycomb repressive complex 2 subunit
Exons: 20
Coding region: 113-2353 (746 amino acids)
Biological process (GO): chromatin remodeling
Molecular function (GO): protein binding; histone H3K27 methyltransferase activity
Source: RefSeq, a predicted model, not a curated record